Syzygium oleosum is the source of this 2769-nucleotide messenger RNA. RefSeq names its product cation/H(+) antiporter 20-like. The transcript has 4 exons. Gene Ontology annotation, cellular component: membrane; endomembrane system. The record is from RefSeq and is a predicted model, not a curated record. The coding region runs from base 132 to 2609 and encodes 825 amino acids. Gene Ontology annotation, biological process: regulation of pH; proton transmembrane transport. Gene Ontology annotation, molecular function: antiporter activity. NCBI's taxonomy places the organism in Eukaryota, Viridiplantae, Streptophyta, Magnoliopsida, Myrtales, Myrtaceae.
UUAGCGUUUAUUCAGAAUUGAAAGUUCCAAGCCAUCGACCUUAAAUAGCCCAAGGCAUCCUCAGAUUUUGUGAAAACUCAAUUAUCGAAACCCUUAUCGAUCCCAAUCUCAAAGAAGUUUGCUCAUCAACCAUGUCAACAUUGUCGCCCAACAUGACGACGGUGAGGAUAUCGUCGGACGGAGCAUGGCAAGGAGACAACCCGUUGAGCCACGCCUUCCCUUUGCUCAUCGUCCAAACCAUUUUGGUCCUCUUCCUCAGCCGAUUCCUCGCCUUCCUCCUCAAACCACUUCGCCAACCCAAAGUCAUUGCUGAGAUUUUGGGUGGAAUUCUGCUCGGGCCGUCGGUGCUAGGGCGCGUCGACAGCUUCCCGAACCUAGUUUUCCCUUCGUGGAGCAUUCCAGUACUCGAGUCCGUGGCGAGCAUCGGCCUACUCUUCUAUUUGUUCCUAGUGGGCCUCGAGCUCGACUUGGGCUCCAUCCGGAGGUGUGGCAAGAAUGCUUUUGGCAUCGCGUUCGCCGGCAUAUUGCUCCCUUUCCUCUUUGGAAUGGGGGCCACCUUCAUCCUCCGCAAGCUCGUCCACGGGGAAGAGAAGGUCGGUUCCAGCCAGUUCCUUAUGUUCAUGGGAGUCGCCCUGUCCAUCACUGCGUUCCCCGUCCUAGCCCGCAUCCUUGCGGAGCUCAAGCUUCUCACCACCCGAGUGGGCGAGACCGCCAUGGCCGCCGCCGCGUUCAAUGAUGUCGCUGCUUGGAUCAUGCUGGCCCUAGCGGUGGCGCUUGCCGGGGGUGGCAGCGGUGGCCCGAAAAGCCCGUUGAUUUCCUUGUGGAUCCUCAUUUCAGGUAUGGCCUAUGUUGGCUUCAUGUUUGUUGUCAUCCGGCCCAUGAUGAACUGGAUGGCCCGACAGUGCUCGCCGGAGUACGAUUUUGUGGACGAGGCUUAUAUUUGCGUAACCCUAGCCGGGGUAAUGCUAUCCGGGUUCAUGACGGAUCUUAUAGGGAUCCACUCCAUCUUUGGAGCCUUCGUGUUCGGCUUGACGAUCCCAAAAGGAGGCGUGUUCGCAACUAGAUUGAUCAAGAGGAUCGAGGACUUCGUGUUGGGUUUGCUCCUCCCGCUCUACUUUGCGUCGAGCGGGUUGAAGACCGACAUUGCUAAGAUCCGGGGGGCAGAGGCGUGGGGGUUGUUGGUCCUGGUAAUAUCCAUGGCAUGUACCGGUAAAAUUCUAGGGACAUUUGUGGUGGCAAUGGUGUGUAUGAUUCCCAUUAGGGACUCAAUUGCGCUUGGUGUGUUGAUGAACACUAGAGGGUUGGUGGAGCUCAUUGUUCUCAACAUUGGCAAAGAAAAGAAGGUCCUGAACGACGAGGUGUUCGCGAUUUUAGUCCUCAUGGCGAUAUUCACCACCUUCAUGACGACUCCUAUAGUCAUGGCCAUCUAUAAACCGAGGCAAAUCAUCCCUCCUCUGGUCGUUCGCAGAUUGAGAAGACAACAGCACCUUUCGGAAGACGAGCUCCGGGUGCUCGCCUGCGUACAUGGACCGGGAAACAUACCGUCGCUAAUGAAACUCAUGGAGUUCACAAGGACCAGUCUGAGUCCCCCUCUCCGGCUCCACGUAGUCCGGCUCGUCGAGCUCACCGACUGUCCGUCAUCCAUCAUCAUGGUCAGGCGAGCUCGGAAGAACGGGCUUCCCCUCAUCAACUGCUUUUGUCAUGGCACCAUGCAUGACCAAGUGGCAGUGGCUCUUCGGGCGUACAGCCAAGCAAGUCACCUGACUAUCCACCACUCGACGGCCAUCUCGGUCCUGUCCACCAUGCACGAGGACAUUAACCACGUGGCGCAAGAGAAGAGGGCGGAAAUGAUCAUCUUGCCAUUUCACAAGCAAUGGAGAGGAGAGAACGAGGAGGAAAUAGAGAGCGUGAGCUACGAAUGGAGAGAGGUCAACAGGAAAGUGCUCGAAAGUGCGCUGUGCACUGUGGCCAUACUCCUAGACCGCGGGCUUGGCGACGAGUUCAGGCAAUGCGAAGAGCAGGAAGCCAUUGUGGAAAGACAGAUUUGUGUCGUAUUCUUUGGCGGACCAGACGAUCACGAGGCUUUGGCGCUGGUGCGAAGGAUGGCAAACAAUCCGAUGGUCAAAGUUAGCAUUAUAAGGUUCUUUGAUGAACCCGGGAAGGAUUUUAUGAACGUCACGGGCUCUUCCUCACUAAAUAUGUUCGAGGAGAGACGGUGCAUCCCCGCGGAGCCAGGUGAUGAAGAGAAGGAAAAGGAAAUGGAUGAGGCGGCGGUGGAGGAAUUCCGGACUAAUCAUGGCUCAACAAACUACUUGGUGAAGGCUGCGAACAACAACCUCGUGGAAACACUGAUGGCAAUAGGCCGAAGCCAGGAAUAUGAUUUGGUUGUGGUAGGAAAGGGUAAGUUCCCAUGGUGGAUGGAGGCAAAGCUGGCUAACCAUGAGAUCGAGCAUGACGAACUGGGGCUCAUAGGAAGCAUUUUGGCUCGAUCGGACGAAGGUCUCGUAUCCUCAGUACUUGUGGUGCAGCAGGGUGUGGUCCAAAGCAACAAGGUUCCUGAGAAAAAUUGCAAGAUCAUCAACGGCGCAAACGCAGAAUCAUGCGCUUGAGCAUCCCGGCAGGGCGAGAGAAGACCUAUGUAGCCUUUUCUGUGUAGUCACUGUAAAGAGGUUGGUCACUGACUUGUAGUGCGACAAUAUCGGUCAAAUAAGCAGUGUGUGUGAUGUAAUGUUACAUAGUAAACAUGCCUAGUUAUCAAUUUUCAACAAU